AUGAGUCACAAGGAGGUAUCCGCCGUAACACUCGGCGGCAAGGGUUCAUCUCUCUCUUCCUCCUCCGUCUACGCCACCGCCACUGGCCAAUCUCAAGUCCGAAUAGACUCAUCCGCACUCGAACGGUUAUCCUCAACGCCGUCGCUAAAGCAAAAAAUCAACAUCCCCGAAUUCCUAACCCUAGAAGAAACAAGAGCCUUCCUCAUCGUCCUUCUCAACAAACUCCUCCUCUGCAACUCAUCAAAGCACGUUCCGUUAUGCAUAUCAGAAGCACUCAAUUUGAAUCAUAAGAGUUUUCAUUUCGAAGAAGAACUUGAUGUGACUGAAGACGAGCAGUCAUUGUUGAUCAAUAAUGCAUGUUUAGGGUUGAUUGGUGUUUCUGCGGUUUUGGAUCAUCAAUCGACGGCAUUGUCUGCUUUUGCUGAUGUGGCUGCAGCGUUUUCUUGUGAGGCGUUGAAAGCUGAUGUGAGUGUUUUCAAUUUGAUGGAUUCCGGUGAUGGACAUAGUUCUAAGGAGGAAGUUGGAGUUGCUGGUGAUAUGAGGAUUUUGCUGAAUGGAUCUAAGUUUGUGGGAAAAGAAACUGUUUCUUCGGUGGUGAAAAUUCCGAAAAUUCAUGGGAUUAUUAGGGAGAAGGCGAAAUCAGUGCAUGCUAGAAUGCGAGUUGAGUUGAAUUCCGGUCAUAAAUUGGGGAAAAUUGAGCUUGGGAGUGAGCAUACUGUGUGUAAUGUGUUGUUGCCAUUGGCAAUGGCAUUGAGGGAAUUGGGUGAGUGUAGUUUUGCUCGUGCGCAGAGUAACUUGUUGUCUAUUGGUGGUGAUGAUUUGAGAUCGAAAGUUGGUGAAAUCUUUGGGAAAGAAUGUCCAACUGAUGCUAGUUUGGUUAGUAGUUUUAAUGAAUCUUUUAGUUUGUAUUCUGGAAAGGUGUAUGAUAAGUUUGCACAUGAAAUCAAUGUGUUGUUUGGCCUUGUGUGGAAAAUUGUGGCAUGGGAACUCGUGACUGCUUAUGCUGUACUUGAGGCUGCUGAGUUGAAUGAAAAGAUCCAAGGUGCUACAGAAAAUGGAGAGAAUUCUAAAGUAGAAAAGAAGAAGAAAAAAGCUGUUUUGGGAAAAGGAACUAGUUCGAUUUUGCAGUUGAUUAAGGAUAGGCUGCAGAGUGAUGAAAAGAGUGAUGUAGAGAAAUUAGGGCUAUUGGAGACUUGGGUUGCUGAUUUUCUAUUGUUUUUGGAUUUGGCAAGACCUGAAUUCAAUGAAUUUUUAUUGAAAGUAAAGGAUGUUGUAGAAAGCAAUGAAAGCAGAAGAUUGCCCAAGAUUCCUAAGGGGACACGUGAUUUUGCUAAAGAACAAAUGACAAUUAGAAAGAAAGCAUUUUCAGUAAUAGAAGAAGUUUUUGAGAGGCACGGUGCCACAGCCUUGGAUACACCCGUCUUUGAAUUGCGAGAAACUCUCAUGGGAAAAUAUGGGGAAGACUCAAAGUUGAUUUACGAUCUUGCUGAUCAGGGUGGGGAGCUCUGUUCUUUGAGGUAUGAUUUGACAGUUCCAUUUGCUAGGUUUGUAGCUAUGAAUGGUUUGACAUCUUUGAAAAGGUACCAAAUAGCUAAGGUCUACAGAAGGGACAACCCAUCUAAAGGAAGAUACCGUGAGUUUUAUCAAUGUGACUUUGAUAUUGCUGGUCCAGCUGAAAAAAUGGCUCCAGAUUUUGAGGUUGUGAGAAUUUUGACUGAAUUGCUUGAUGAGCUGAACAUUGGGGAUUUUGAGGUGAAGUUGAAUCAUAGAAAGUUACUGGAUGGCAUGAUGCAAAUAUGUGGAGUGCCUCCUGAAAAGUUUAGGACUAUAUGUUCAAGUAUUGACAAAUUAGACAAACAAUCGUUCGAACAGAUAAGAAAAGAAAUGGUGGAAGAGAAAGGAUUAACUGCUGAGACAGCCGACAGAAUUGGAACUUUUGUUAAAGAAAAAGGACAUCCUUUAACAUUAUUAUCUAAACUUAAACAAGAAGGCAGUGCUUUCUUAGAAAAUGCUGGAUCUGUUGACGCAUUGAAUGAUCUGGAAAUUUUAUUUAAAGCUCUGGAUAAAUCAAAACGCCUUGAUAAGGUGGUUUUUGACUUAAGUCUUGCCAGAGGUCUUGAUUAUUAUACUGGAGUUAUAUUUGAAGCUGUUUUUAAAGGGGGUGCUCAGGUUGGUUCAAUUGCUGCUGGUGGUCGAUAUGAUAACCUUAUAGGAAUGUUUGGUUCAAAGCAAGUUCCAGCAGUUGGUGUAAGUCUGGGAAUCGAAAGAGUAUUUGCCAUAAUGGAGCAACAACAGAAGGAUCAGAACCAGUUGGCCCGACCAACCAAGACAGAAGUCUUAGUGAGCAUAUUAGGGAAUGACGUAACACUAGCUGGAGAGCUAGCUGGUGAACUAUGGGAUGCUGGUGUGAAAGCAGAAUUCUUGGUGAACAAAAGAAGACCGAAACACUUUGACUAUGCAAAAGAAUCAAGAAUCCCUUGGAUGAUACUCGUUGGUGAGCAGGAAAUAAAAGAAGGCACAGUGCAGUUGAAAAGCCUCGAGUCAGGUAAUGAUGUGAACAUAAACAUUCCUAGAGGAAAUUUUGUGGAGGAACUUCGGAAGCGGUUAAACCUGUAA
Molecule: messenger RNA, 2616 nt
Organism: Lathyrus sativus (Indian pea)
Lineage: Eukaryota; Viridiplantae; Streptophyta; Magnoliopsida; Fabales; Fabaceae
Source: the annotation of a GenBank genome assembly